Eimeria mitis is the source of this 345-nucleotide messenger RNA. RefSeq lists its product as uncharacterized. The coding region runs from base 1 to 345 and encodes 114 amino acids. The transcript has 3 exons. Lineage: Eukaryota; Apicomplexa; Conoidasida; Eucoccidiorida; Eimeriidae. Gene Ontology annotation, cellular component: Golgi apparatus. Gene Ontology annotation, molecular function: calcium ion transmembrane transporter activity; manganese ion transmembrane transporter activity. The record is from RefSeq and is a predicted model, not a curated record. Gene Ontology annotation, biological process: Golgi calcium ion transport; calcium ion transmembrane transport; Golgi calcium ion homeostasis.
AUGCUAAUUGGAGCCGCGUCAACUGGCUCUGCUGCUGCUACUGCUGCUGCUGCUGUUGCUGCUGCUGAUGAUGUUGCUGUUGUGGAGCAGGCCGCCUCGUUGACGCUGGUGGCUGAGUGGGGGGACCGAUCCCAGUUGGCUACAUUUGCUCUCGCUGCUGACAGGAGCGCCUCUGCUGUUUGUUUGGGCGCCAUCAUCGGGCACGGACUCUGCACUGCUUUGGCUGUCCUCGGGGGGAUGGUCUUAGCCAAGCGCAUCUCUGAGCGCGUUGUGCUGGUGCUAGGAGGGAUAUGCUUUCUGUCUUUUGCUGCCUUCACCGCCGUGGGGGAGCUUUACGGUCUUUGA